Messenger RNA from Calypte anna (Anna's hummingbird), 3576 nucleotides. RefSeq names its product glycerol-3-phosphate dehydrogenase [NAD(+)], cytoplasmic. The record is from RefSeq and is a predicted model, not a curated record. Gene Ontology annotation, molecular function: NAD binding; glycerol-3-phosphate dehydrogenase [NAD(P)+] activity; protein homodimerization activity. The transcript is spliced from 9 exons. Bases 386 to 1435 code for a protein of 349 amino acids. Gene Ontology annotation, cellular component: glycerol-3-phosphate dehydrogenase (FAD) complex; cytosol. Gene Ontology annotation, biological process: glycerol-3-phosphate catabolic process; carbohydrate metabolic process. Lineage: Eukaryota; Metazoa; Chordata; Aves; Apodiformes; Trochilidae.
CACAGCCCCCCAGCAGGACAGGAGCCUGGGCAUGGCAGGAUGAGGGGAAGCAGGAGUGCAAGAGGGUAGCAAAGGAAGGUAACAAAUGCAGCUCUCUGGCUCACAACCAAGAGAGAAGAUUGCUUUGGAGAAGAGACAGAGUGUAGUGGAGGGCUGAGAGGUGAAGUGCAGUAAUCUGUAGGGUGUCAUGCAUGAUUAGAUCAGGCGCUGGGGGCCGGGCCGGGAGAGGCGGUGCUGGCAGGCGGGCCGGGCCGGCCGGGCCGAACCUAGCUGAGCCGAGUCCAGCCGAACCCAGCCGAGUGGAGCCGAGCCGAGAGCCGGGCCGAACCCAUCCAAGCCCGUUCCAGCCGCCGGCGGCAGCGCCGGGCGGGGGGCAGCCCGCAGAAUGUCGCCGCUCCGUGUCUGCAUCGUCGGCUCGGGGAACUGGGGGUCAGUCAUAGCAAGAAUCAUUGGUAAAAAUGUCCAGAGUUCCAACAGAUUUGAUCCUAAUGUCAAAAUGUGGGUAUUUGAAGAGAUCAUCAAUGGAAGAAAACUCACAGAAAUAAUAAACCAGGAACAUGAAAAUGUUAAAUAUCUGCCUGGAUACAAGAUACCAAAAAAUGUGGUGGCUGUACCAGACGUGGUCGAAGCAACAAGUGGGUCAGACAUUUUAGUGUUUGUUCUGCCACAUCAGUUCAUUGGACGAGUCUGCGAGCAGAUUGCAGACCAGAUAAAACCUGGGACAUUUGGGAUUUCCCUGAUCAAGGGGAUUGAUGAGGGUCCUGAAGGCCUGAAGCUCAUAUCUGACCUCAUCCGAGAGAAACUGAAAAUAGAAAUGAGUGUGCUGAUGGGGGCCAACAUAGCCAACGAAGUGGCUGAUGAGAAGUUCUGUGAAACCACCGUUGGGUGCAAAAACAAAAAGCAAGGGGAGAUCUUUAAAGAAUUAAUGCAGACCCCCAAUUUCAGGAUUACUGUGGUACUUGACUGUGAUACAGUGGAGAUUUGUGGCGCCUUAAAAAACAUUGUCGCAGUGGGAGCCGGGUUCUGCGACGGGCUGGGUUACGGUGAUAACACCAAGGCAGCAGUCAUACGUUUGGGCCUGAUGGAAAUGGUGGCCUUUUCCAAGAUGUUCUGCAAAGGACAGGUAUCAAUAGCCACUUUCCUGGAAAGCUGUGGCGUGGCUGACCUAAUCACUACCUGCUACGGGGGACGCAACAGAAGAGUAGGAGAAGCCUUUGCUCGCACAGGAAAAUCCCUUGAGGAACUGGAAAAGGAGAUGCUGAAUGGACAAAAGCUGCAGGGUCCCCAGACCUCAGCUGAAGUCUACAAGAUUCUGAAACAGAAAAACAUGCUGGAUAAGUUUCCAUUAUUUACAACCAUCUACAAGAUCUGCUACGAGGGUCAGUCCAUCCAGGAUUUCAUCUCGUGCCUGCAGAACCACCCGGCACACACUUAGACAUCCCCUCUCCUCACCUGGUCAUGUCCUCAUCUUCCCAGGACUUCUGGAAAUAAAUAAAGUAGAGAAACAGGUUGUGUGACACUUGCUGGAAAAGCAACAGAGAAUGUAUUUAGUAUCCUCCUUCUGGGGGCAAAAAUCUGCCUUUAAUUAGGACAUUAAACCCAGGGAACAGGAAAUGAAUGUACAAAUUAACAGUAUUUAAGCAAUGUGGGCAUUUGCCGAGAACUACUUCCUUCUUGAUUGGAAACAGUUCCCCUCGUAAUUUCCCUAAGAAGAGAUAAAUCUAUCCCACAUGAAGCUCAACAUUUUGCCUACUAAUAUUACUUACAGAACAGCACAAGACGCAGAAAAACUGAAGAAAUGGCUCAGAUAAAAAAAGCAGUAGUUAAAAAAGAAAAAGUUGUGGCAGGAAUAAGAUGCAGUCAUGUGGGCAAAUGCUGGGUUUUAAUAAUUCCCCUCAGACACAAGUAACAUUUUAUAUUUUGUGAUGUUUAGCCCUUCCUUGAUUUUGUUUCCUAGUGUAAGCCUUUUGGGAAAAUAGGUAUUGUUACUGUAUUCAGACACACAUUAAUGUUCAGCAGUUGUAUAAAUGAAUCAGUUUAUGGGGUGGGGGAGAAAUAAGGGGUUUUGGGGUGUUUUUUUCUUUUGUUUGUUUUAACUUCAGGACACGAGGAAUCCUCAGUAGUACUUUGACCUUUGUCAUACUUACCAUACUCUGUUGAAAAAACCCCCAAUAUUUGAAUAACCACAUAAAUUUAUGUUAGUGUCAGGAUCUCCCAGCAAGUCAUAGUCAUUAGUUGGUAGCAGUGGAGAGGGGAAGAAGUGGAGGUUGACAGGGAGGAUGUGUGCAUGGCUCAGCUGGCAGCUGGUGCAACACUCUCAUUUUGAAGACUUAAGUAACAGUGAAAAAAAACCUCUGUGAUACUUGACCAGUUUUUAUACAUGCGUGAAAAUGACCGCUGUAGACGCACAGAAAUCCUGUAAAAUUGCAUUUGAAACCAGGCUGCAUUUUGACUCCUCUGGAACACUCCACUGGACUGACACCAGUGCAGCUCCUACAUCUUCCCAGACCUGAUCCCACUGCAGUGUAACACAUGUCACACCCUGGAAAAGAGAGCUCUCUCUCUACUUCUGAAUUUUAAACACAAACUGGUUCAUAUACUGGUUUGGGUUUUUUUUUGGUUGGUUGUUUUUGGUGUUUUUUGUUUUUUUUUUUAAUAUUUUGCUACCAGUGGCAUUAAUUCUAGAAACAUAACAUUUUUUAAAAUCUUGGGUAACUUUACAUACUUGAUGUAUUUUCAGAGUUAAAGCCAUCUAUGAAACGAACAGUGGCACAUUUUUAAAAGCUUUAAUACCCUUUUGAAAGACUCCUAUUUAGAGACAGGCAAACAAAAAGGAGGAGUAACCUACUUUUGCUUUGCUUUAUCUGAUUUUCUGAAAUAGCAGAGGAAGGCAAGUGGUUUUUUAAUCUCUCUAUGUAUUUGCUGACAUUGCUUAGGGAAAAAGCUAGAUUAUAAAAUCGUCUCUGCUCUGCAUUUUAGAGAAAUGUUAUGUCUUUCACAUUUAUCAGAGUAAUAUAUAUAUCUGUAUAUAUAUAUGAAUGUAUUACUUGCAAUUAUAAAGAGAUUGUAAGAAUCAAAGUAAAGAGAUUGUAAGAAUCAAAGUAUUUCAGCAAGCAAGGCUGGCUGGGUACCAGAAAGAGUGGCUGCAGCAUCACUCAUCCUUGUGGAACAGCAGCAAAGGUGGCUCAGCUCCCCCAGCUCCCAGUCUGGUCACAGCUGACAGCUUGGGGCUCCACAGGGCAACGCCAACAUUCCUCCAGCUGAAAUAGGAAUUGUGAGGCCAAAUCCUUUACAAAAAAACAGGGAAUUACAAAUCUUCCAUUUUGAGUGGAAGAAGACUUAAAAUAUUGCAUAAUUUGUAAAUAUUGAAUACACGAGGAUGGGGUAGAGAAUUAAGGAACCUCCUUACUUCACCAGCAGGCUGAACUUCUGAUAAGUCGAGUAUGAGGUAAUAAUAAUACAGAAUAUUUUACAGUCAAAGUGUAUCAAAUAACAGUUUAAUAAAGUGAUCAAUAUGCAGACUUGAUGUAAUUUCAUUUUUCAAAAUUCUCAAAAUAAAUUACUGUUGUAAUCGUG